AUGGCACCAGAGAUCAAUUUACCCGAUCAUCUAGGCAGGCGGUGCUCAUUGCACGCAACAAUUGCUUUAGGAAGACCGAUCAUUCUGUUCUUCUUCCCUCUUGCGGGAUCGCCGCAUUGUACAAAAGAAUCUUGCAUGUUUCGUGAUGCUUUGGGGUUAACACCAAUUUUCUCUGAACUACAAGCGAUCGUCAUCGGAAUCAGUCAAGAUCCUCCGACACGUUCAAAAAGAUUCGUGGAUGAACAUCAUUUAGGUUACAGAAUCUUACACGACGAAAAGAGAGAAGCGAUGGAAGCAUAUGGUGUUCAACGUGCGCUGUUAGGUCUAAUCGACCAAAGAUGCACAUUCAUUAUCGAUCCUAGCGGAACGAUCAGAGCAAUGGCACAGGGUGUCUUUGACGCAGAUGGACACGUCUUGUUCGCUGAGAAAUGGCUUAUUCGAUUGGAA
Messenger RNA from Meira miltonrushii, 447 nucleotides. RefSeq names its product alkyl hydroperoxide reductase/ thiol specific antioxidant/ Mal allergen. The annotation marks the transcript as partial. Gene Ontology annotation, biological process: cellular response to oxidative stress; cell redox homeostasis. The record is from RefSeq and is a predicted model, not a curated record. Gene Ontology annotation, molecular function: thioredoxin peroxidase activity. The transcript has a single exon. NCBI's taxonomy places the organism in Eukaryota, Fungi, Basidiomycota, Exobasidiomycetes, Exobasidiales, Brachybasidiaceae. Gene Ontology annotation, cellular component: cytoplasm.